CGGCUUUCCUUGAAUGUCUUUCAGUCUUUUUGCGUCCGUUGUGUAGUAAGGUCUGUAUUGUGUUAUAAUGGUUGAAAAAAUACUGCUACAAAACGGAAUAAAAUGCGAUUUUACGGACUGCUCGAACACAGCCAGAAAUAACUGUUACGCAUGGCUACAUGAAGACAGCGAGACCAGGCGGGACACUGAGCGAUCUGUGACACUGAGCGAUCUUUCCAAUAGGCGUAGCAGCCAUCCCUAAUGUUUGCGUCCUGUGUAUCAUCACUGAGUGGGAAAUGAUGGCGACGGCUAGUCCGGGUUACCGGGAAGGAGGUUGGGGCUGGGCGGUCGUUCUGGCCUGCUUCGUGACUGAGUUCAUCGUCUACGCCAAUUUGAAAGCUCUGGGAGUUCUAAUCACUUCUAUGAAGGAGGAUUUCGGUACGGAGUUGUGGGUCGUCGGCUCCAUAGUCUCGCUACAUUAUGCAGCACAGUACACCCUGUCACCUUUUGCUGCUGCUCUGGCACGCCACUUUAGCGUUCGCUCCUUGAUUCUUGUUGGCGGUGCACUCUACGGAGUUGGUCUGGUGGUGUCUGCUUUGACACACAGUGUCACCAUCAUGGCUCUUGCACUUGUGGUUAUCGCUGGGGCAGGGGCAGCGACUACGGAGGAGAUGACCCUUGCCGAACUUGCUUUUUACUUCCGUGAGAAGUAUCCUUUAGCAGGUUUCAUCGCGCUUACCGGGGCUCCUGUUGGUAUGAUGUUGUUCGGCCCAAUAACCCAAGUUCUCGUGGACACGUAUGGAUGGCGAGGGGCAAUGCUUCUGCUAGGAGGGUUUGGUUUCCAUCUUGUUGUAGGAGGCAUGUUGGUACGUAGGCCGGCAGCUUUGUAUCAAGAAGUCCCCGACCGCGAGGAGCAACUCGCAAUAGACAGUACUGACUGUCCUGGUAAAUCUACGGAGGAAGUCAAACCAACUAAGUCCAAGAUAUCCAACCUAUGGAAUUCAGUUGUCUCAGCGCUGUUUCUCAAUGUCUUCGUGAGUGCUGAAUUCAUGAUUGUAGCAACUGUACGAAUGAUGUACAGUAUUGCAUACGGUGGUAUGGUUGUCUACAUAGUACCUAAUGGCCUGGCGCUUGGUCUGAGCACCAGAGAGGCAUCAUUCCUGCCUACAGCGUGGGGGGUUGGGAACCUGGCUGGACUGGUUCUGUCGGCUUUGGCUUUGCAUGUUAAAUUGGUUUCGGUCCGUAGCGCUGAAGGAAUAGCUGCAGGCGUAGCCGCAGUAGGAUUAGCCCUGGAACCCUUCGUCUCUCCAUUCGUGGGUCAGAUUCUCACUACGUUCAUCGUGGGAGCUGGAAUGGGUGGCGCUAUCGAGGGGAUACUUGUCAUGACGAGGUGUCUACCUUUUGGUGACGACAAACUUUUCAGUGUGUUUGGCUGGCAAACAUUUCUGAGUGGAGUAGCUUCUUCCAUUGGAGAUACUCUAUCAGGUUGGCUUUCUGAUGCGACUGGGAGUUUGCACGCAGCAUUCUUCUUUUACAGUACUGCCAUGGCAGCGAUAUUACUGUGUCUUCUUGUAGAUGUCAUUCGCAUCAUUGCCACUACCGGAUCUUCCAAGAAACGUGGGCUUAUGGUUCUAAUGCCUUCACUCUUUAAGAGAGACUCAAGUACAGGCUUCGAAAGAAUGCCGAUUCAACUGAAUACAAAUUCAAGACAAUGAUUAUAUAGUUUAAAUCCUUAAAGUUAAAUUGUAGUCCAGUUGGAGUUAAAGAAUUAAACUUUUGGGAUGACACCAGGACAAUGCACACUCAUGUUUAUGUACGCAUGCACUAAUGUUCAGAUGUUACACAACAUAAAUUUGUAGCCUACUUUAGAAAAA
Patiria miniata (bat star) is the source of this 1853-nucleotide messenger RNA. Its product is annotated as monocarboxylate transporter 12-like. Gene Ontology annotation, molecular function: monocarboxylic acid transmembrane transporter activity. Lineage: Eukaryota; Metazoa; Echinodermata; Asteroidea; Valvatida; Asterinidae. The record is from RefSeq and is a predicted model, not a curated record. The coding region runs from base 276 to 1694 and encodes 472 amino acids. Gene Ontology annotation, biological process: transmembrane transport. The transcript is spliced from 4 exons.